GUUACAGCUAUUUUUUUAAAUUCGAAAAAUUUAUUAUUUUGAUAUUUUUAUAUUUAUUUAAAUUAAUACUCUCAUGGAGGAAAUGGUCGCAACAUUAGCUCCAGAACGAUGGAAGUUGAAGAACAUGAUAGCAGACUUGCCGCCACGAUGGGUAAUCAUUCAAAUGGGCUUAGGAGAAGUUUUUGGCACUGCAAUUUUAUUGAUGUUUGGAUGUAUGGGAGAUUUAAGUUCGUUAAAGACUAAUGUACCGCAUUUUAUUUCAAGUAUUGCUUUUGGAAUGGCAGUCAUGUUGAUAAUCACUACAUUUGGACAUAUUUCUCAAGCACAUUUGAACCCCGGUGUAACUAUUUGUGCUAGUAUUCUUGGUGGAUUGCCGAUUUUAUUAGCACCAUAUUAUAUUAUCUGCCAGUGUAUUGGAUCAAUAGGUGGAUUUUGGUUUGCAAAGUUAUUGGUACCUGAAAAAUAUCAUAAAGACUUUUGCGUUACUAGAGUACACCCAGAUUUUAAUUGGUAUCAGGGUUUCCUAGCCGAGUUUUUUUCUAGUUCAAUUUUAAUUUUGGUUUGUUGCGGUGUGUGGGAUCCACGCCAAGCUACAAAAGGAGGUUCAACGCCGUUGAAAUUUGGAUUCGGUAUCACUACACUUGCCGUUUUGAUGGGUGAAUAUACUGGAUGUAGUAUGAAUUCAGCUAGAACACUGGGACCUGCAUUACUUGGAGUAGAUGAUGAAAGCUGGGGUAAUUUUCAUUGGGUAUACUGGGUUGCUCCAAAUUUAGCUGGUGCUCUAAUUACGAUUAUUUAUAUGGUGUUUUGUGGAACACCUAAACCUAAAAAAUAAAAUAGGAAAGAAAAAUUCAAUAAUGA
Chrysoperla carnea is the source of this 861-nucleotide messenger RNA. Its product is annotated as aquaporin AQPcic-like. The coding region runs from base 74 to 835 and encodes 253 amino acids. The transcript has 8 exons. Gene Ontology annotation, molecular function: water channel activity. Gene Ontology annotation, biological process: transmembrane transport. Gene Ontology annotation, cellular component: plasma membrane. Lineage: Eukaryota; Metazoa; Arthropoda; Insecta; Neuroptera; Chrysopidae. The record is from RefSeq and is a predicted model, not a curated record.